AUGUUCAACUUCUGUGGGAUGCUGUUCAACUUCCUGGUCGUGGUCACGACCCCCCUUGUUGCCGCCGCAGUCGCACAGAACGAUUUCGAGAAGAAGAUGGGGGCUGCACCGGAGGUGGCCGUGCAUGCCUUGGCCUAUCUGCGCUGCAGGGCGGUGGCGUGCCCUGCCCUACUCGGCCUGUUUGUGGCUACAGGCAGCUUCCGUGGCUUUCAGGAUACAAAGACUCCCCUGUACUCUGCGGUGCUGUCCAAUGUGGCGAAUUUCCUGAUGGACAUCCUGUUCAUCUUUGGGCUGGGCUGGGGUGUGGCUGGCGCUGCGCUGGCCACGUCUGUGUCACAGUAUGUGGGCGUGGGGGCCAUGCUCUUCCUGCUGCACCGCAAGCGCAUCCUCAAUUUUGCCGACAUGCUCCGCAUCCCCUCCAUUGGCGAUGUCGCUCCCCUGCUCCGGGCCGGGCUUGCAGUGUCUCUACGCAACAUCAGCACGAUGGGCGUGAUUCUGUAUGGCACCACAAUGGUGAGCACCAUGGGCACGGCAACGCUGGCCGCCCAUGAGAUAUCGCGCCAGGUCUUCAUCUUCUCCAUCCAGUUCUUCUCCUGCCUGGACGUCACGGCCCAGAGCCUUGUGGCCUCUCAGCUAGGCAAGAAUAAGCGCAGCACAGCACGGGCGGUGCUACUUCGGAUCUUGCAGAUUGCUCUGGGCCUCAGCUUCACGCUGAUGGCCGCGCUGACCUUGGGGAGGAGUGCCAUUCCCAGGGUGUUCACCAGUGACCUGGAGGUCAUCGCAGUCACCCAGAGAGUGAUGCCUCUCCUGGCAUUCUUCAUGCCCUUUGACGCGGCGGCUGCAGUGAUGGACGGCGGGCUUCUAGGCGCGUCAGAGACAGCGUAUGCCUCGCGCGCGACGCUUGUCGUGGCCGGCUGCGUGUACGGCCUGCUGUCAGUGGUGCCGCGCAUGUACCCCGGCCUCUUUGGCGUAUGGCUGUCCCUCAAGGGGCUCAGCGUCGGCCGCACCCUGGCCGCCAGCUACCGCCUGGCUUCCGCCAGGUCCCCCCUCAGCAAAGAGGUCGCUGGCAGCUCGCAUGCGCAGGCUGUGCCUGAGCGAUCUGCAGCCGGAGCAGCUGCGAGUGGCGCGGCUUUCACGGGGCAGUGUGAUCAGCACUUGCAGCAGGACGCGAGCAGCGGUGCAGGAGUGCAUGGGGAGCUUCUUGCGGCCCAGGAAUACUUGCAGGAUGGGAGCGCAGUUGGCGAUGAGCAGAUCCAUAGCGUGAGCAGCAACAACAUCGUGGCAGGGAAGAUCCCGAGGGAGCAGGGGUCUCUGGAGGUCCCGACAGAAAAGGCGCAGGAUGUUGGAUAG
Messenger RNA from Coccomyxa subellipsoidea C-169, 1350 nucleotides. RefSeq lists its product as hypothetical. NCBI's taxonomy places the organism in Eukaryota, Viridiplantae, Chlorophyta, Trebouxiophyceae, Coccomyxaceae. Gene Ontology annotation, biological process: transmembrane transport. Gene Ontology annotation, molecular function: xenobiotic transmembrane transporter activity; antiporter activity. The record is from RefSeq and is a predicted model, not a curated record. Gene Ontology annotation, cellular component: membrane. The transcript is spliced from 6 exons. The coding region runs from base 1 to 1350 and encodes 449 amino acids.